AUGCUAAGGGUCGAUGGGAAUGACCGAGUGAAGUGUGCAUCUUACAUGCUGAGAAAAGAUGCUCGUAUCUGGUGGGAGGUGGUGGAACAAACAAAGGAUGUAGAUGCCAUGAACUGGGAUGAUUUCAAAAGGGUCUUUAAUGAGAAGUAUUAUAACUCAACAGUUCUAGCAGCAAAGGUCGAUGAAUUUACUGGAUUAGUCCAAGGGAGUCUUACUGUGACUGAGUAUGCACAAAAAUUUGAUAGAUUGGCGAAAUUCGCUCCAGAUCUGGGGUCAAUUCAGUUAUGCUCAAGUUGUCGAAAUGGCUCUUCGGCUGAGCGGAGUGAAAACAAAAUUUGGAAGGAAAAUGCUGCCAGGAGAGAAUCUAAGAAAGGUGGAGCCAAUUCUAAUGACCACAAGAAACGGGGACAGGACCAGUCUGGGCAGCCAAGUCAAUACAAGAGGUGCAAAAGUGAUAACGAUCAACGAUUUAAUGGCAGCAGUGGGCGAAAUAUUCCAGAAUGCCCUAAAUGUACCAAACGUCAUAUCGGCGAGUGUCGCGCAAAAGCAUGCUACAAAUGUGGAAAAGAAGGACACAUCAAACGCAAUUGCCCACUGUGGGGACAGACUGGGAACAGAGCAGAACCUAAGAAAGAUGACAAGUAUGUUCCAGCCAGAGUUUUUGCCAUCACUCAAGCAGAAGCUGAAGCCAGUCCUUCGGUUGUAUCAGGUCAGAUUCCUAUGGCCAACACCACUUGUAAAGUUUUGUUUGAUUCUGGUGCAACUCAUUCCUUUAUUGCUAGCACAAUUGUUAAUCAUAUAAAUGCACCGAGUGAAUUAUUUACUGUGGGGUUUGGGACCAUGUUACCAUCUGGGGAGGUUGUAAUCUCUAGAAAUUGGCUUAGGGGAAUACCUGUCAGGAUAGAUGGUAGAGAAUUAUUUGUAGACCUGAUUGUAUUAGAUUUAUUUGAUUUUGAUGUAAUCUUGGGCAUGGAUUUUCUUACCAAAUAUGGAGCAUCAAUUGACUGCAAGCAAAAGAAAGUUGUUUUCACACCAGAAGAUGGAGAGACAUUCGAGUUCAGAGGGGUAGGAAAGAAACCUCGCACCCCUAGUAUUUCGGCAAUGAAGGCUGGGCAACUAUUGCAGCGUGGGUGCUUAGGGUAUCUAGUUAAUGUGGUUGAUGACACCAAGAAAAUUGAAAGAAAGCCGGAGGAAACACGGGUAGUUGCUGAGUUUCUUGAUGUAUUUCCAGAGGAGUUACCCGGGUUACCACCACACAGAGAAAUCGAAUUUGUGAUAGAAUUAGUGUCCGGGACGGCACCAGUUUCCCGCGCACCAUAUAGAAUGGCACCAUCUGAAUUGAAAGAACUCAAAAUACAGUUGGAAGAAUUGCUUAAGUUAGGGUUUAUCAGACCUAGCUACUCUCCGUGGGGCGCACCAGUUCUAUUUGUUAAAAAGAAAGACGGUACUAUGAGAAUGUGCAUAGAUUACCGAGAACUGAACACGGUGACUAUAAAGAAUCGGUACCCAUUACCGAGGAUUGACGAUCUGUUUGACCAACUUCAAGGGAAAAAGGUGUUUUCUAAGAUUGAUCUUCGUUCAGGAUACCAUCAGCUAAGAAUCAAAAAUGAAGACAUACCGAAGACAGCCUUCAGAACGAGAUACGGGCAUUACGAGUUCAUGGUGAUGUCAUUUGGACUUACAAAUGCCCCAGCAGCUUUUAUGGACCUCAUGAACCGAGUCUUCAAGGAAUAUCUGGAUCAGUUUGUCAUUGUAUUCAUAGAUGAUAUACUGAUUUAUUCUAAGACAGAGGGGGAACAUGAGGAGCACUUACGCUUGACCUUGCAGCGACUGAGGGAACAUCAAUUGUAUGCCAAGUACAAAAAAUGUGAGUUCUCGUUGUCCGAGGUUUCAUUUUUGGGCCACAUUGUCACUAACGGGGGAAUAAAAGUAGAUCCUGCCAAGGUUGCUGCAGUGAAAGAAUGGCCUAGACCAAAGACCGCCUCAGAGGUUCGAAGCUUUUCGGGUUUAGCAGGCUAUUAUAGAAGGUCUCCACUGCAUUGGGAUGAGUUGGGAGAGAACAAACUCCUAGGGCCAGAUGCGGUUCAGCACACCAACGAAGCUAUUCAGAAGAUCAGGGCUAGAAUGAUCACAGCUCAGAGCAGACAGAAAAUCUUAUGCAGACCUGAAGCGGAGGGACAUUGA
Messenger RNA from Cannabis sativa, 2184 nucleotides. RefSeq lists its product as uncharacterized. The transcript is spliced from 3 exons. Bases 1 to 2184 code for a protein of 727 amino acids. NCBI's taxonomy places the organism in Eukaryota, Viridiplantae, Streptophyta, Magnoliopsida, Rosales, Cannabaceae. Gene Ontology annotation, molecular function: nucleic acid binding; zinc ion binding; aspartic-type endopeptidase activity. The record is from RefSeq and is a predicted model, not a curated record. Gene Ontology annotation, biological process: proteolysis.